AAGACAAAUGGCGGAAAUGAUGGAAAACUUGGUGAUGACUAAUGUUACAGAAUACGAUGCCAAUUUGAAGCUGUUUGAAAAGGAAAUUGUGCAGGGGCCUCGAAUAUCCUAUAGUAUACAAUUGAAGCUUUACGAUAUUCUGGUUCCAUUGGUUGCUGGUUUAAUAAUUAUUCUAAAUCUUUUGGUGGUUUGUUCAAGUGGAUUGAUAUUGAAAAAACGACAGCAGCCACGUAGCACAUAUAUAUUUCUUGGAAACAUUGCUUUGGCCGAUAUGUUAACUGGCGUAUCAACAUUGAUUGGUCAAUAUUAUCCCAAAGACAUACGCACUGAAAUGAUGUGCUGCAUUCAAAUAGGUAUGAUAAUAUCAGCCACACUAGCUUCCAUUUAUAGCAUUGCACUAAUAGCUGUUGAUAGAUAUUUGUAUAUACUAUAUGGUUUAAAGUAUAAACAAUAUCUGUCUUCGAAACGUGCACGUUUUAUGGUGCUUAUGACAUGGAUUAUUGGAAUCUUUGUCGGAUUCCUCCCAGCAAUGGGUAUAAGGAAUUCAACAGAUAGUGGUAGAUUUUGUUGGCUGAUUAUUUUGGAACCCACACCUUUAAUUUUAAGUACUGUAAUGGUUGGUGUAAUGCCUCUGUUUCUUAUUAUCAUCCUCUAUGGAAUUAUACUAAAGAAGGCUUUGGGUAAAAUAUCCGAGAUGAAAUCGCAUCAAAAUGGUGCUAUAACACAAAGUGAUGACAGUAAAAGACAGCUAAGGUAUUUUCGUGGCAAUUCGAAUAAACUGAAAAAUUCUACCCGAUCGGCAGCGAUUGUAAACACUGAAGAUGGAACGAGUGAUAAAAGAAUUAGUUACAUUCAGGAAGAAGUGAUUAUCGAUGAAACGACAAAUUCGAAACGUUCGUUUUUUAACUGCUGUCGACGAAGUACCACUCUGAAGAUUUCGUCGGUGUAUAGCCCAAGUCGAUGGAAGGCCAUUAAAAUUGUCGUUUUUACUGCAGGAUGUUUUUUUGUUACUUGGGUGCCAUAUUUUCUGGCUUGUGCGCUUUACGUUGUGUGUGAGAAGGAUGGAGCACCGAAAUACUGUAAUAGCUUACGUGUUGCUAUUGCCAGUCCAUUGGCAAUACUCGGUUUGGCUAAUAGUCUUCUAAAUCCCAUAAUCUAUGCAUGGUGGCAUAAUGGAUUUCGGGAGUCUGCCAAAAACAUUUACAACAAUAUAUGGAGGCAACGUAUUAGACCUAUUAUACCUUUUACCAAAAAAGAUUCGAAAAAUGAAAUUAAUAGCAGUAAAGAAAUAAAAUCGGAGAAUUCACGUGAUAAACCUUCGCAUAGCACAAGCAUAAGUGCGUCCACAGCUUCCAGUUCAGUUGAGGGUUCUGAAAAUAAAAAUGUUUCUACUAGCAUUGCAACAGAAGCUGAAAUAAAUACAGUUACGAUAUAAAUUCUUUAAAAUUUCGAAUCUCCGGACGCAGGACUCACUCGAAAAUUUUUGAAAUUCAAUAAUUUUGAUAUUAUAAUAGAUUUUUUUUAAACUCUUUUAUUACUCUUAAUUAAGGUAUAAAUAAAAACGAUUUAUUAGCACAAAAGAGGUUGGGGCUUUUAUCACAUAAGUUCUACUUGUGCUUUGUAAAUAUACGACAAUCAACAAUUUUGGAAUAUAAAAUUGU
Teleopsis dalmanni is the source of this 1661-nucleotide messenger RNA. RefSeq names its product glucose-dependent insulinotropic receptor-like. Gene Ontology annotation, molecular function: G protein-coupled receptor activity. Gene Ontology annotation, biological process: adenylate cyclase-activating G protein-coupled receptor signaling pathway; G protein-coupled adenosine receptor signaling pathway. Gene Ontology annotation, cellular component: membrane. The transcript has 4 exons. The coding region runs from base 8 to 1435 and encodes 475 amino acids. The record is from RefSeq and is a predicted model, not a curated record. NCBI's taxonomy places the organism in Eukaryota, Metazoa, Arthropoda, Insecta, Diptera, Diopsidae.